Messenger RNA from Astrephomene gubernaculifera, 2466 nucleotides. The record is from the annotation of a GenBank genome assembly. NCBI's taxonomy places the organism in Eukaryota, Viridiplantae, Chlorophyta, Chlorophyceae, Chlamydomonadales, Astrephomenaceae.
GAAUAAAUGCUAUACUUAAAGUGUAUUCAUAUUGCUUCAUACGCUGCUUGUCGCGGCAUCGCUCUUAGACCAUAAGCAAACGAGUGGUGUCAACACUACUUGGAGGUUGCGACACAGGAUACGGCCGAAGCACAAUUUUCUUUGCUGAACUAUUGCAAUUGUACCUAUUACUUGAUACUCCGAGCUUUGCAAAGGCAGCUUGCUUGCUUGCCGGAAGCAUGGCUUGCAUCGCCACACAUGCUCGACCCGCUGGAAGCCUGCACCAUGGCUGCUCACGGCAUAAGGAGAAUAUGAGAACACCUGGAACACGAUGCUUUACAUUCGCGAGAGUUGUCCGUGUGGCCGCUGCGUAUCGCCCCAGGUCAAUCCGGGAACCCGGUCCUUGCUCGGAGCGCGAGCUGGAUGCGACCCGUCCUGUCCCGGAAGCAGCACCCGUCUGCCCCUCCUCCCACCCCUCCUCCUCCUCCACGAGUGGGGGUGCCGCUGCAGUGUUUUCGGCGCUGCGAUGCGGUCUGGCAUGUGCGGCUCUGGCAGCAUGCCUGCUGCUGCCGCCUCCGCCUGCGGCUGCUGCUGCAUCUGGUGCAGCGGAGGAAGGGGUGGCGGCCCUGCAAGCAGCGGGACCCCCGAGGGGCACAGCAGCUGUGGCCACAUCCGUACCCAGCGGCGACUCCUCGGCCCUGCAAACAGCAGGAAACGCCUCUUCAGGUACUGCGACAACUGAUGAUAGCAGCAGCAGUGGCCUGCAAACCGUCUACUUUGGCAACGGCUGCUUCUGGGGCCGCCAGCGGGACUUCGCGGAGGUGGAGCUGCGGCAGCUGGGGCGGCCGGCGGAGCGGGUGACGGCGCUGGUGGGCUAUGCGGGGGGCAACAGCGCCGGGCCCGGGGGGCGUGUGUGCUACGUGUAUGGAGACCCCAGGACGCGGUACGACAUGCUGGGUCAUGCGGAGGUGGUGCAGCUGGGCGUCAGCAGCGACCCGCGGGUCGGUGAGGCGGAGCUGCAUGCCUUCGCCUCGCUGUACUUCAGGCAGUUCCGACCCAUUGAAGGCGGCAUGGACCGGCUGGACCCCCAGGACCGAGGACCCGCCUACCGCAACGUCAUCGGCAUCCCCGGCGGCGUUCGCUCGCCCCUCUUCCACGUCAUCCAGGAGGAGAACAAGUAUGGCAUGGUGCUGCGAGAGGGGCGAGGAAACGACAUGGAGCGGGGCAGGCCGACAGAGGACGACGUGCUGAACAGCGUGUGGGUGGUGGACUCCGACCAGCUGCCCUUCCACCGCGCCGAGCGCUACCACCAGUUCCAUCACGGGCUGGGCAAGCUGUUUCCGCUGGAGUAUGUUCGGGACCUACGUAACGCGGUUGCCGGGGCGGGGCGAAUGGAGCCCACUGGGUGCCCCGAGCUGCCCUUCUGAGGGGCCACAUGCCACAGCCUGCACGCCCCCCCUCCCGUGUCCCUAGCUUCGCUGCGGUGUGAGGCUGCCCAUUGGGAGGGGCUGUGCUGGUGAAAACGAAUGAGGGGAUGACCUAGCGUCGUAGCGGUGAUACCGAUGGUACUUGGCCUAAACCGCGCUUUGUGCCGUGAAAGGGGCCUCCUGGGAUAAUCGCAGAGACGGAGUGAAGGCUUGCUAGCCUGGUGCCUGGUGCAAAAAGUAAUGUGAGUGAUGAGUCGCAUGGAGGGGCAGUGUGUUUGCGUCCACCCGUCUUUCACGGAGCCGCACUGCCCCGGGCGGGUUGGGUUGCAUGCAUGCAGGCUGCUGAAGGAGGUGCUCGAAGCCGGUAGGAGUGUUGCAGUAGGCGUGCUGGCAGCGACUACCGCACCACCAGUCGCACAUUCAACACUGGGAGCUGUUGGCGCGCCCUGGCAUGCGAUGCGUGCUUGCAUGUGGGGCCAAACACACGCGCCAUCGUUUGCACAGCUGGUAGCAUGUGUCCGCCUUUGUGUACGGUUUGUGUACCUGCAUGCAGAUGGGCAGUGCGCCCAGAGUGCGCUGCUGCACGGCCCGGAGGUUGGAUAUAACCGAGGGGCCCGGUGACCCUGGUCACCGGUGUACGGAAGCCGUUAGGUUGUCGUAUAGAACCUCUAACUUGAGCUCUGUAGUCACUAGUAAGGCCCGCCUUCGGCGGGAGCUACCCGUAGCUCGCGGGAGAGAGCUGGACUACGAGUAGGAACGGCAGGUGAUGUCGAGAAGAAAGAGCGGUUGCACGCAUGUACGGCGUGAGGAUGCAGAAGGAUGCUCCAAUGCUUCAGAGGCGGAGUGGCAGUGAUUGUCGCCGAGGCUGCUAGCAAUUGAACGGUUAGGAAGCGCGAAUGGCUUGAUGACGCCGCGGAAACGUGCAGGAUAUCAAUGCAUACAGGUGGUGGAGUGCGAAGACCUGCCCUACCUGCCCGAAUACUGGUGCUCAUACAUACAUGCGUAUACGCGCAUGCCGUGCCGUGCCUUGUCGAAAUAUGUCGAAAUACUGGUACUGAUA